This is a messenger RNA of Effrenium voratum, 2484 nucleotides long. NCBI's taxonomy places the organism in Eukaryota, Dinophyceae, Suessiales, Symbiodiniaceae. The record is from the annotation of a GenBank genome assembly.
AUGACCGGCCAACGGUAUGCAGUGAUGCUGUCCGACCGCAUCGAGAUCAUCACCAUCAUGCAUCAGGCCGCCACGGCGCAGCAGGCGCCCCGCAGCGCCGCGGAGUGCUGCGCCUUUCUGCGGCGCCUCGCCGCAGGAAGCCGCCCAGAGUGGCUGUGGAGCCUGGACGACGCCAAGCUCCCGAGCUUCGAAGAGCAGCAGCGGGCGCAGCUUCUGAGCCUGCCUGCGCCCAAAGUGAUGCCCGGGCGGUGGGCCCUGGGCCUCCUGCAGUUCCUGGCGCUGCAACUUCGGGAGGUCUGGGCGCAGCGUUUAGUGCAGCGACAGGCCGUAGCGGUGGAUGUAGCCUCCGUGCUUGGCUUCUGCAGCAAGCGGCGAAGAUGCUCGGCGUCGUCUGUCCUCACAAUCGGCGAGGCUUUGGCUCGCAAGAUCUCCACUGAGCUGCAGCCGGUGAUCCAAUACGCCAGGGAGGGGCUCUCCAGAGACGCCUGCAGCGCGCAGGUGGCGCCAAGCUCUGUGGUGGAGCGUUCCCGGCUCUACGUGCACCGCGCGGAGGCCGCAAGCGACAGCUCGGCCAAGGUACGGGUAGGGAGGGCGGUGGCGCAGCUGCUGGAGGCCAUGGACCGCGCCCGCGAGCUGCUGGGCUUUUUGGAGGCGCUGCACAAGUCAGGGCGUAUGGAGGCGGUGCUACAGAGCGGAGUGCUGCGCGAAGAGCCAAGGUCCGGCAAUGCUCAGGCGACCGCCUUGGCGUUACUUUGCCUUCAGCCGCUGCGUGACUUCGUGAUCUCCGACAGCACCAUGUGGCCGGUGGUUCAGAUGUGCACAGCUUUGAUCUCGGAGGUGGUCAAAGAAGACGCGGAUGGAGCGGCAGGUGGGGCAGUGGCUGAUGCUCUUUGCCGCGAGCUGCAGGAGCGCUGCCCGAGGAUCUUUGCCCAGGUGGAUUUGCGCUUGACGAAGGAGACGCAGUCGCAGCGGGCGGUCGUAUGCGUCUUGCGGAGGUACUGCAGCGCGCUGAACGGGGAUCAGCUGCCUUUGGCGCUGCGAAGGUUAGCCAAGGAGGACCCAGCCAGUGCUUCGGACCUGUGUGCGGAGAAGAUCCAAGAGCUGCAGGUCGAUGACGCCCGGGACCUGCUGGCCGCGCUGCUGGACGCCAUUUGCCUGGAUGACGUGCCAGCCACAGCUCGAGCUGUCGAGUCUUUCCUGCAGAGGACAAAGUCCUGGCGCGGCAACAGUGAGGCCUUGAUCCAUCACAUGGUCGUGGACCAUUUGCUCAGCAGUCCUCGACUGCACAGACUGCUGGAAGAGAUGCUCCAGUCCGACGUGGUGAACUGGGCGGAGGUGCUGCAGCAGCGUGCGAACAAGAGCCGCUUCGCCGGGGAGUUGCUGUGGAAGUACCACCAGCAGCGCGGCCACGCGCGCCCGGCCUGGGCCCAGCUCCAGCGCCUGGUGGAGACGCCGCAGUUCUACAGCCUGAAAGACCGCAUCAGAUACUUGCACCAAGCGAAGGAGCAGAAAAAGGCGCAGCCCAAGGAGGAGUUGUCACUGCGCUUGGAGGCAGCCGAGCAAUUGCAGCUGCCGCUGUUCAAUGAGCUCCAAGUGCUGGCCACUGAGGCCUCGGAUGAGAGGUGGCGCGCGGCGGCCAGAAAGAGGUGCCAGGAGUUGAACCAAUUGCAGGGCCUCAAGGAGCUCUACGAGGUCGCUGGGGAGUUUGGUCUUUGGCAUUUGCAGCUCGCCAUCGCUGGCUACUCAGGAGUGAAGAUGGCUCAUGAUGUGGCCACAACCUUGUGGGUUGGCCUGCUGUUCCCGCCUGAGUGCCUGUAUGCAGAGGCCGCAAAAAGCCCUUGCGAGCUGUUCCCUUUGCUGAUGCUGCGCCGGCAGCGAUUCUUUUUGUCUGCGACUGAGGAAGCUGCUUCGUUGUCGCCCACCCGGCCGCUGCUGCGGUCGCGGGUGCUCGGCUUCUUGCAGGAGCUAAGGGAGGUUGCCCCGACCAACCACCAUCUAUGGCACGCCAGAUGUGUCGCCACCCUCCUGGAGUUCAGCAACUGCCUGUGGCUGCAAAGCUUGGAGGCACCCAGUUCUCUUGAAGGCGCAGGCGACGCCUCAGCUGGUUCGCCGCUCAUUGAUGAGACGCGCUUGUGGGUGGCCACUGAAGUGCUUAAGGCGGAGCCCUUUUCCCUGUCGCUGCCGGACCUCGUGAACUUCUAUGCUGAGAUGAUCGCGCAGUUGCACGCCUGGCACAAGGACCUGCAGGACGUCCUGCCGGCGAAGCUUCGGGAAGCAGCACUACCAAGCGAAGAGGAGACGUGCACCUGCAUUUGUCCCAAGUGGCUGUGGUGGUGGUGGCCAAUUGGCUCCAAGAGGCGGACCGCAAAGUUCGGGGCUCCGAGCCGGAGGGCGAGCGGGACUUCGCGCGGGUCUGGCGACGCUCGGCGGACGGCCUACUGGCAGGCCUAUGCCUGCGCCUCAAUCGUGCAAAGAAUCCAGUAG